AUGGUGAUUGCUGGGAUUCUAUCCAAGGCUGAAAUGAAGGUGGAAGAUUGGGAAAAUGUUGCCAAAGAUGUAGCAUUAUCAUCAACUUUAUAUGAGGAGCAAAAUUGUGAGAAAAUACUUUUGUUGAGUUACAACCACUUGCCUGAAAAUUUGAAGACUUGCUUCUUAUAUUUAGGAGUAUUUCCAGAAGAUUAUGAGAUUUCGGCUAGAACAUUAGUUGGACAUAGGGCCGCAUGGAAUUUUGUAAAAGAUGAGGCUUUGAUAGCAAACAAGAAAGAAGAAGUGGCAUGGCAAAAGUUGCAAGAUCUUAUUGAUAGAAAUUUAAUUUCAGUGGAAAAAAGGGGAUGGAGUGGAAGAAUAAAGACGUGUAAGAUCCAUGAUCUUACACGUGAGAUGUGCUUGAGACUAGCUAAAGGCAAAAAUAUAUUGCAUGCCAUUGAUGACAAGUUUCAAGUUGGACAGUCUUCCAAAGAAAUAAGUCAAGAAAAUGGCAAUUUUUGGGACGCUAAGCAUCCCAUUGACUUAGUCCAUACUUUGAGCCAUUUCAAACAGCUUGAAAACAUCAAGUUUUAUGGAACUAAAUCAUUAAAGAAAAUCGCGCUAGUUCCAAAACCAUAUGAUUUUCCACCGAAGCUCAAGAAGUUGAAAUUUUCUGUGACUAUGAUGAAAUUGGAGAUCAUGACCAUCCUUGGAAGGCUACCUAACCUCCAAGUUCUCCAACUAGAAAAGGAUGCUUUUGAUGAUUCAGAGACCGAGUGGGAACAAGUUGAAGAGGGGUUUCCAAAAUUAGAAGUGUUAGUCUUCAAAGAUCAAACUCUUUGUAGAUGGAUAGACUGCUCUUUCUCUUUCCCACGCCUUGAGUGUCUGGUGCUAAAGAGUUGCCGUAGCUUGGAAUCACUCCCGUAUGAUUGCCUCUCUGGAUGUCCAUGCCUUAAGCUCAUUGAGUUGGAAAGGUGUGAUUAUAGUGUUUUAGAGUCUGCAAAGAAAAUUCAAAAUGAUGGAGAUGGCCUGCUCGAGGUCCGCUAUUUUGAGAGGUUAUUUGCACGCCAGACGUCAAGGAAUCCCUCAUUUUGA
Molecule: messenger RNA, 1074 nt
Organism: Ipomoea triloba (trilobed morning glory)
Lineage: Eukaryota; Viridiplantae; Streptophyta; Magnoliopsida; Solanales; Convolvulaceae
Product: putative late blight resistance protein homolog R1A-10
Exons: 2
Coding region: 1-1074 (357 amino acids)
Biological process (GO): protein folding
Molecular function (GO): alpha-tubulin binding
Source: RefSeq, a predicted model, not a curated record